AUGAAUGGCUUAUCUCCUGAAACAUCUGAAAAACCCUACCCCUCCUCCCCUGAUCAAAACCUUUUCACCCCACCCCACUCUGGUCAAGAUGCAGCCAGAGAGAUUUCUAGCUCGGAGAGGCGACAGUAUAACAAGGCAUUGAAAGCCAUGUAUGAAAUUGUUCGGUUGGGAUCAAAACGUUUGGAGAAACCUGUAACUGAUGGUGACCAUGAUGAUGAUGAUGAUGAUGAUGAUGACAUGAUUCCAGAAACAGUGACAGAAACAUCUGAAACUGAAGAAGACCUAAGUGGUUUGUUAUUUUAUUUUUAUUCAUUUGCUCUUUUGAUUGGCCUUAAAUACUUAUAUCUAUUUAAUGCACCUUUUGAUAGCCUGCGAAAACAUCCGUUUCUCCUCGCUCUUUGCUGCUGGGGACGUUUCGCGCAGAGGAACGGCUGCGACUCCGCGACAGAAAUUCUAUACUGAUGACGCAAAUCAAUGUUUACUUAAUAAAUCCGGUAGUCGUGGGGUUCCAAAUGUAAACUUAUUCAAUUUUAGGUUUCUCCUGAUUGAUUUUGGUAAAGUGUUGUGUUCAUCUGCGAACGAGCUCCAUCAAAACUCAAAUGCUUGUUGUAGAGAAGACUAUAUUCCACAAAUGUUGACUAUUUUGUUAGAGAUUCAUCGCGUUUACAUUUGACCUUUGUGGCCUUUUGUCUUUUGUCUGUCAUUGAUAAACAAUAGCUAAAACAAUGUAACUACUGCGUCAACCAAUCAGGGCUUCUGACCGGAUUUUGGACAUAUUUUACGUCAUCAGUAUGGAAUUUCUGUCGCUCAGUCGCAGACGUUCCUCCACGCGAAACGUCCAGAGCCGCGAAGAGCAAGGAGAAACGGAUGUUUUCGCAGGCUAACCUUUUGAUUGUAUGUAGAAGAAAUCUAUAGUAAAUAAUGGAGCUUAUCAUAAAUUCGAGUUAAGCUCAUUGGUUAAAUCACCUGACUUGACAGUCCAAGGUAGCUGUCCAACUGUCUUAAGCUCUUGAUGCAGAAAAUGCCACAUCUUUGUGGAAAAGUUUCUUUUGUAGAAACGUGAAUAGUUAUCAUGGCACUUUUUAGAAACAAGGAGUGCUAUUAUUUUGGGGCAAUAUGAUAAUUUAAAUUCCUCAUUACUCAAAAUUGUAUGUUAUAGUACUUAUUAUUUUGAAUUGUGUAUUACAGAAACCUUUUGUUUCUUUAUUUGUAGGAGAUGGAAAUCGAUAUUCAGAUCAUGUGACACUUGCAAAUUCCCGUACAAAAAAGAAACUGACGUCCAAAAUGUAUGAAAAGCAGGUGAGAAUAGAUAUAUCUCUGCAGUAAAAGGAUUCCUUACUGAAGGGAUUUUGUCCUUUGAAAUUUCAAUCUUAAAUCAUCAUCCAGGGAAUAAUUUUCUUGGGCUCUCGCUUUAUUGAUGUGAGACCAGUCUUUCCAGGUACAAAAUCUGAUCACCAGACAAGAGUGUACUGAAAAACACAAUGCAUUUCAAAAUAAAACUUAAGGCUGCUUCUUUUGUCUGUAUUUGAAUUUGUGACAUUUUUGGUGGCUGCACUUGGGAGAAAUGAUUGUAUUUUUGCAAUCUUCUACAAUGUUUGUGUAUAUUUUGCGAAGGUUCAACAUCACCUAGAUGCAGACAAUGUGAAGCGAAUCCACAGAGAACUGAUGAAGAUAAAUGCCAUGUUGCAGGUCAGACAAGUCAUUUUUGGACAUUAUUCUUGGUGAGCAAUCUUUCCAAGUCUAUCCUAGUCAUAAGUCACUUACACUGUUGUUUUUCGGCAGAGGGAAAGUGAAACUCUUCACCAACGAGAAGUUCAACUUCGUGAACGAGAGAAAGCUCUGCGAGAUGCUGAGAAGCUCAGUCACACAACUGAUAUCAUUAUCGACAGAGUAGUGACGCAAGAAGUAGACAAUCGCUGCCAAGCUAUUAUAGAGGUGAAAAAUUUGGCUUACUAGUUUUUUUGUAUCAGUAAAAAGUACAUUGUUGAUGUCUAAGAUUUAAGGUACAAUGAGGGACAAAAGUGUUGAGACACUUCUAUAAAAUGGCCCCUUUUUGCAUUGCCAUAGUGGACAUAUCUAUCCCCUCCCCCUGUGUAUCCCCACCCCUCCCCCCAAAUCAAUGUUGUAUUUUAGACCCUCAAUUCUUUCUUUUACUACAAACAACAUUGAUUCGGAAGUGGGGGAUUUAUGGUGUUUAAACAGAAUGAAAUAAUAAGUGAAUGAAAUUGUUGAAAAGAUAUAAAUUGUAGUUUUAAAUGAUUUCCUGUUAGUUUCACCAGUGAUGAUUUCCCACAUCUCUCAUUAUAUAUCUUAACAGAAAUAUGAAAACAAACUUGUAGAACUGGAAGAUGUAAUCAACAAGAAAGCAAGAGAAACCAAGCGUUUGAGGGAUUCAUUUGACACAAUAAAGACUGCAAACGACUCCCUGAAAAAGCAGGUGACAUUUUAAGCCAGUAUAAACAAUUUUUUGUGGUAAUUAACAAAGUUAUUGUUUAUUGAAUUUUCUUAAUAUUAUAUUGCAACUUCCUAGAUCACUGAUUUAGAGCAACAAAAUAGAAGGCUAGAGACACAGGCUCUGAGUGUACAAAGCAGACUUGCUAACUUACAGGUUAGGUGGUGAUGGUGAUGAUGAUGAUAAUGAAGAAUUUAAAUGAUGUUGCAGAUUAACCCUCUAAGUCCCAGUAGUGACCAAGAUCAAUUUUCUCCUAACAAUAUCCUUACACUGUCAAGAGUUAAGUUAUGAGAAUUUUUUAAAAUGACCACCCAAGAGAAAUUGCCUUGAUCUAUCAUCGAAUUCUCUCAACUAAUUCUUUAACGAAAUGUAUGGAAAUGUUUGGAGAAUUUGUAUGUGGAUACUGGGGCUUAAAGGGUUAAGGCAAUGAUGAUGAUGAUUAUGAUAAUGGCGACAAUGGUAAUUCUAGUUUACAUUCAUGAAGAUGGAAGGUUUCAAUGUCUGUGGCGGCAUUACUACAUUACUGACCUCUAACAGAACCCAGUGGGCCCUGGCUCCUAACUUUUUCUCCCAGGCAACUAGAAAAUCUCAGUUUUUUUUUUCAGAGAAAGCAUAUGCUGGGCACCCUGGAUUUCACAGAUUCAGAUCGCUGGGCCCUCUUCAAUUUUUGUUAGAGUACAGUCUUGAAUGGAAAUCUAAAAAUACCAUUGUUCCACUGUUACUUGAUAGGAUGCCUCUACAUGCUUCUGAAGGUGAAAUAAUAAAUUCACCUUUACUAGUUUCUGGACAACUAAGUAUCCUCAUUGUUUAACACAUUAUUUAUAAAUAAAUGUGUCAAUUGCAGUAGGUCUUGAAUUUCCUUCUAACUCAAUACUUUCCAUUUCCUCAUAGCCUAAUCAUUCAUCCUUUCUUUUUUUUAUCAGAGAAAGAAUGAGAUUUUACAAAGAAACACUAAACCAGAUGAUAAGCAGCUUGAAAAAUCACGAAGCAUCAAGCUCAUGUCAGAGGGAAAGGAAGGAACUAGUAUGUUGUCUCUAGAUUAACGAAUCCUUUUUGACAAAAAGCUGGUAUUGUGCACAAAGUUGUCGUGCUCAUCUCUGAUGAUUACCAAUAGCUUCAGGACUCCAUUUUGACACUCCUUGUUGACAAAGUUGUACAUUCAUGUACGGGGAUUGUCAUCUUCCCUCUCACAGCUUUGAUCCACCAGAACAUAGCAGUCUUGCUAUGUAACUGGCUGUUUGUUGUUCACUGCCCAGGUGAAAAGUGGAUCUUUUGUGGCUGUUUCCUUUGAAGAAGGAAUAUUAUCAUUGACUCAGUAAACCAAAUUAAAGCUUGAGUGUAGGUUUAUGUGAGUACCAUUCUUCAUCAUUGCCAUUCAGGAAAGCUUUAGUUAUCAAGCAAUUGUACAUCUUUUUUAUCAUUUUCCUUUGGAAAUUCUUCAUUCUUCUCUUCUUUUUGUUUUUUAUUUCAGACACAUCAGCCAAGUCUGUGUCUUUCUCUCAAAACAAGGUACAUAUCUGUAGAAAAAUAAAUAAAUACAUAAAAAUACCCUUUAAAUAGAUACAAAAAUAAAUAAAUAAAUAAAUAAAUAGGUCAAUAGAUAGAUGAAUCUUGUAUUCAUUUAUGUUAACAUUCCAACGAUGUUGCCAGGUGAAUUUUUCCGGUUUGUUUGAAGUUCUGUCAGUGUUACUGGAAUGGACAUCAGAGUCACAUCUGCAGAGGGUGCCGACAUUUCAGGACUCACCUCAGGGAAGGCUACAAGAACAACAGUUGGACUUCCCUUCAGCUCUUGUGCAUGAAAAGUGUUUAAAAGUACGUCUUGACAAGCGGAAGGUGUUUGUGGUUGCAUUAAAUUAAGGUUUUCAUUUUUGCCAUGCAUGGUUAGUAAUUAUAGUAUAUUUUUGCAGUAAAUGUAAUAGUCCGCCAGGACACAUCUGACACUAAUCAAAGAAACUCUCUCGACCCUGAACUGUUUCUUUUGGUAAUUUGUCUUGGAGGGUUGUUGAGGUCUGUGAAAGAUUAGGGUCAGGAAAACAGCAUAACAGUUGACAAACACUCAGGGAAGAGAAUUCCCUCUAUAACAAUGGUUUACACUGUGUAAUGCAUAGUCAGUAAGCUCCAACAUGAAUUCUGACCAAUAAUGACUCAGCAGAAGUGCUUAGUAUGGUGUGGUUUAUAAUUAUUUUGUUUUUGUUGGCAGAUUUUGCCAGGUAUGUCAGACAUAUUGAGUUACAUACCAAGCAUGAAUCCUCGUGUACAACAGCCUUGUUUGCAGUUCACUUACUGGAGUGUUGUGUUUAUGGAACAGACAGUACAAGGUUCACAGGUAAUACUAACUGCAAGUAUAAUUAAAUAACGCUAUUUAACUUCAUUAGCCUCUGUAGAGACACGUUGCCCGUUGUGUAGGUUAAACUUAAUGGAAUCCUGUGGUUUGUCAUGAAACUUUUUUUACAGUUCUUUCAUAUUAACUCUCUUCUCGACUUGGCACAAUAUGCUCUGUGUGGGAUGUUAGAAAUAGAUUUCGCUUUUUUUAUUUCUCUCCUUGACCUGACCCUCUGGAGAAAAGUAGAGAAUUUGGUACAACACUGGAUUCUUGAUGCAACCUGUAACUUUAUACCUUAGUCUAUUUCCCUGAAAGACUUGCUUUCCACCGAGAUUCAUGUUGUUCUUAGAACAAAAAAAAAUCGAAACGUUUGACUAUGUAUUUUUUUACUUUUUGCCUUUUUUUGAAGAUGACCACGCCAAGAAGUGUCAGCAACGAGGUUGUGGAUUGAAUUAUAUUUUUUUCUCUCUUUUUAGAGAACUGCUUUAGCUUCCACAUUACGUCAUAUUGGCGAAGAACUCUACAGACCUCAGGUAAUGUCAUUCUCUACAUUGAUUCCUACUAGAUUCAUAUAAUCUUUAACAGUCUGCGACACCAUCGGAAGCUGCCAGCAUCGCACGUAUUCAGACGAUUCGAGACAGCACAGACAAAUGUGCUCCUCUUUUUUCUCGGUCUUGGCGAUGUUUUUUUCGCAUUGGCGGAACUAGGGAAGAGGCCUGCGUGAUUAGGGUCCCCUAGUCCCCUAGUGUUGUUGUCUUUAUCCUUGAAUACUUUGCAAAGUCUCACAAUAAACUUUGAACUUUGAACUUCGAUGAGGCCAAACUGAAGCCCUCGGGGCCGGGAAAACUUUUUGCGUGGCCAAGACUCCCUCUUUUCUUAGGGUCUGGAUGAGAGCUCCCCCCAACUCCUUGUUGAUCUGAAUCCGCCACCAGUUUGACUCGAUUUUGGUGCGAAAACUGGCGCCCAGCGACGUAACACAUACCUGUUGCUGAUCGUACUGCUUUUCAGGUAACCAAGGUUGCAGAGGAAGGAGCUACUCCAAAAGGCGAAAGGCACAAAGCUGAUAUUUAUUUCCACAGUCCAAACAUUGCUGUCAGAAUUCUGUCAUCUCUCAUCAUUCUCAAGACUCUUUCUCGAGGUCAGAACUGUUAGAUAAUGGUAGUUGCAGUAAGAUAAUGCCGUCAUAAAGAUGGUUUAUGUUAAGCUUUAGGAAGCGCGGGAAAAGAAGCUGCUGAAAAUGUGCAGCCAGUGCCGAGGGCGGGAAAACACGUGGAACCCUUGCAAAGCGCGGGAAAAAGACAGAGUUGGUGUUUAUUAUUAGAAAAUUUGCAACGGUUAUAAAGCGCGGGGAAACUUCUGGCCGAUAAAGUGACUGCGACCAAGUGCGCAACGCUGCGACCUGUCCCUGACGCGUCGCGUCCCAGCGACUUUCUUCUAGUGUGGCCAACCGUACAGUAGCAUUAACACGUUUCAAACAUGCUUGCCUCUUUUGUAAUAAAAGCGCAUCAGAACAGACAGAUGUUUACGUUCUUAAAGCGACGCUUACUGAUAGUAUGGUUUUGAAUCUUGUUUCGUGUUGUGUUGUUUUGUAGUUGAUUACUUGGCUCAGGUGUUCGAUGUCCUGAAGACUGAUUUGAAGGAUGAUGUGGUUAGUGUUAUCUCUUGCUGUUCUGAUUUAAGGUCGAUUCGAGGAAUUUUCUAAUCCACUAUCUAGUGGAACAGUCCUUCCCUUUUUAAUUUGAAUUUUUUUUCUGUUGACGAUUUGGACAGAAAAAAAUCUUCGAUGGGUGAAGUUGACAAUUUACCGUACUUUUUUUCAUGCUAAGAAGUAUAGUUUUAAUAUCGAGUAUGGAGGCCUAGCCCUAAUUUCUACUCAGCGAAAAAUGUGUCUGAAGUUUGAGUUCUUUUUGAAAAUUUAAGUUGGCUUCGACGUUUUACUGCAGACAACAGUAGCCCUUCUCAUUAUUUGGGAUAUCUUAAGGGUUAAAUAUUAGUUACACGAUCACAGUAGCAAUUUUUUUAAAUUUUAUUUUAUAUCUUUACUGAAGAAAGGUUUUUAUACAACAGGGCAAACAAAUAUUUCUGACCUAUGAGGGUGUAAACGUGGUGUUGUCUUACAUGAAGCCUGUCCAGAAGGUACGUUAACGGGAAUUUUCUGCAGUAUAGAGAGCACAUUGUUCCCUAGGGUCGAGAGAAGUUGGCGAGGAGGUAGUCCAAAUUACGUUCCCACCUCUUGAAACUCCCGCCUGUCCCGUCCCGAGCCGGCGAAACGGCUGAUAAGGGAGAAAGAUGAUUAAAACUUGAUAAUGGAGGAGACGAAACAGGAUUGUCCUUUUAGCCAGUUAAGUUCAUAGCCAACCAGAUUGUGUUCUCUCUCUACCAGGCUCUUCUCAGUAGCGCUGUGGAUGUGAUGUUGCUGAUGUCUGUUGAUUCACGUAAGUAAUUUUCUGUUUUUUUUUCUCGGUGAGACUACAAAUCAAUUCGAGUUCAGAAGAUUGUCUAUUACUCGCUUUACUACGUUUUUACUACUAAAUGCAGAGCGUUAUGUCAAGCUUCUGGUUGUGUUAUCUUUUUUCAGCUUUCACUGCGGCGUUUCUUGACAGUUGCUCAAAUGAGCUGUGGUUCAGGACGGCCGUGAAUCUGCUUCAGCAUAAAGGACUGGACCCUAAAAUACUAGAAAAGCUAAGCAUUGUUUUACAGAGACUUUCCAAAAUCAAGUAAGUACAUAUAUAACGACGACUCCAAUAUGUUACAAAUCAGGUUGUUGUUGUGAUGAUCAAUUUACCGGAGGAAACAGGAUAAUUAGUAAUCAUCCAUGAUAAAAAAGUACUCGGCUCUACUUGUGAUCGAUUUUGUGUUAUUGGUCACGUUUCUCGAAAGUCCUGAUAACUUUUGGAGUCGGGAACGUUGUUUUACUCACCAAGAUUUUACGCCGAAACGCUGUGUGGGUUUGAGCUCGCAAACCAACGAACUUGCAAUACCAUGACAUUGUAGAGCAUGAACAGUAAAGUCUGCGGCCGUAAUUGCUUGCUUUGUGCCUUUCUUCGCAGUCGGCAAAUAAGUAUGAGUUCCAAUCAGGGUAUAUCUCUUUUUCUAACAGUAAACGUCCGAAUGAUUUGCUUGUAAAACGGUUCAUCGGAAAAUAUAUUAUCCCUGUAUGUCUUUCCAAGUAUCACACCUAUAGAAACAAAGUGAUGUACAACACAAAGUUGAGUUGAAAACGCCAUGUUAUUUUACUUUUCAAGAAAGUUUACUGCGUGUUCAAAAUAAAGUGACAGACGACCAAUAACAUCGCGACGUAAUUAACCAAUCAGAUCAAUAACCAGAGUAAAAUACCAUCAACUGACGUGAUACAACUCACUUUGACUCUGAAGAUGACUACCGCACAGGUUGUCGAAACGUCAGUCACUGUCAAUAAAAACAGUCCUAUUCAGGACUACGUUCAUCCAGACGAUCAAACUCAACCUACUUUAGAAAGGUUCUUGUCAUGAUACAGUCGAACUUCCGCUAACGGCCACUUUCUUUUGCCCCCAAGGUGGCCGUUGGUAGAGAGGUUCAACUGUAUAAUCCAAGUCAGUUAGGAGCCCUAGGCUCCGGACACGCAACUGUUCGCUUUUGCUCACUUUUCUGAAGGAGAAGAAGCGCUUGAAUCGGUAGCAAAGGAACCCGGGAGCGGGUCCUUUGGUCUCCGACCUUAAAGGUUAAUAGAAUUUGUUUUAGACUGUAGAAUGUCUUACCUGAUUCUUGUCGCUCUUAAACUCGCCAAAACGAAAGAGUUUCAGGUAAACCUUGUUUGUACUUGUUUUUGCAGAUCCAAUCGUCGAUACUUUGAGGCUUUUCAGAUCUCUCCUCUGGUACAAGAAAUGGUACGGACUUGUGAUCCACAGAAUGCUUUUCUUGCUCUAAACCUUCGAUCCAUCAUCUUUAACCUCGGCCAGGGGAAGACGUGACAUACUAUGCUGAAACGGUUUAGAGCGAAUGCACCAACUUCAUGCAGUCAGGAUUAAGGGUCAGUGACGAGUGCCGAUAUGUCACUAGGCAUUUGAUAUGACGAGGGAUACAGCGAAGAGGCAGUGGAUCCGAUGGACAAGAAAAAUGAAUGACUACAAGUAGAAGGAAACUGGAGAUGUUUCCUCGUGCGCUUUUUUCGGUGGCAAAGCAGAAUGUCGAGAUACAGGAUCCACACAGG
This is a messenger RNA of Porites lobata, 8964 nucleotides long. NCBI's taxonomy places the organism in Eukaryota, Metazoa, Cnidaria, Anthozoa, Scleractinia, Poritidae. The record is from the annotation of a GenBank genome assembly.